CCAAAAUAAUACAGCUACUGUUAUCACCGGCUAGGAGAAUAUAAUUUUUUUUUUUAAUUAAUACCAGAGAUGUUUUCACGAAAUCUACGAAUAUUUGUAACAAAAAGAUUAGAACGUCUUCCAAAUAGACGAUGCGAAAGCAAUAAAGCUCCUAUUGGCAGUGCAACUGCAGCUUCAGCACAAAAUGAACAGCCGCACUCUAAACUGUUACAAAAUAUGUUGCAAGGUGAUGCCGAGGAGGAGGUUAGGCAAAAAACAGACCCCAAAGAAACAUCAAUUAUACUAUUUCCUGGUCAAGGUACACAAUAUGUGGGAAUGGCAAAUAAACUGAUGCGGUUUCCAGAGGCGAGAAGAAUCUUUGAAUUGGCCAACGAUGUUUUGGGCUACAAUUUGCUGAAACUGUGCCUGGAAGGUCCAGUUGAGAAAUUAAAUCGUACAGAACAUGCUCAACAUGCAGUAAUGGUGUCCUCGCUGGCAGCACUGGAGCAAUUAAAAGAAGAACGCCCCAAGGCCAUUGAUACGUGUGUGGCAACAGCUGGUUUUAGUUUGGGGGAAAUAACCGCUCUUGUCUUUGCCGGUGUAAUACCAUUCGAUAAAGCCUUGAAAUUGGUGCAAGUUAGAGCGAAUGCCAUGCAAUUGGCUUGUGACCAGGUGGCCGGGGGCAUGGCAAUGGUACUGUAUGCGCCCGAUACAGAAAUUGGUGCCGCUUGUGCAAAGGCCAAGCAGUGGUGUGUCGAUAAGGGUGUUGAAAAUCCAUAUUGUGGAGUUGCCAAUUAUAUGUAUCCCCAUUGUAAAGUACUAGCGGGCAACAUAGAAGCAUUGGAAUUUUUAGAGAAAAAUUCAAAAGCCCUAAAAAUAAGGCGAAUGAAACGUUUACCAGUUAGCGGUGCUUUCCACACACCACUUAUGGAGGCGGCUGUGGAAACAUUUGCAAAAGCUUUAAAGAAAAUUACUUUAGAGGAACCGCUUAUACGAGUCUAUUCGAAUGUCGAUGGUAAACCCUAUAAACAUGUUGGUCAUAUAUUAAAACAACUGCCAAAACAGAUUGUCCGACCUGUCAAAUGGGAACAAACUUUGCAUGAAAUGUACGAACGUCAACAGGGCCAAGAUUUCCCCAGAACCUUCGAAUGUGGUCCAGGCAAAGGUCUAACACAAAUUUUGGAAAAAGUAAAUGGGAAAGCAGCAAAUACGGCCAUAAGCAUAGAAGCUUGAAAGGACGUUAUUUGGUCUUUGGUCUUGUUAAAAAAUAAAAUAGUUGUGAUUGACAUUUUUAGAACUUCCUAUUAAAAUA
Molecule: messenger RNA, 1291 nt
Organism: Stomoxys calcitrans (stable fly)
Lineage: Eukaryota; Metazoa; Arthropoda; Insecta; Diptera; Muscidae
Gene: beg
Product: probable malonyl-CoA-acyl carrier protein transacylase, mitochondrial
Exons: 2
Coding region: 70-1212 (380 amino acids)
Molecular function (GO): transferase activity
Source: RefSeq, a predicted model, not a curated record